AUGAAUGGACGAACAGUCAAUCUGGCAACCCAUAACAUAGCACUCACCGGAACCGAUGCUAUCUUUAUCGUUGUGCUGGAGGGGAAGGUAAUAGCAUCGGGCAGCCCGGGCGAGAUCAAGCGCUCAACAAAGCUUCCCCAGUUUUGGGGACCCCGUAACCAAGAAAUUGACCAAUUCAGACGCUCUCGGGACCCGGUGAAUUCCUUCCAACCUAGCAUAAAGCCACUGCGACUCGAGAAGGCUAGCGUUGAGAUUAUUCAGCAAGACAUCGCGGAUGGCUUUGAUGAAGACCUCUCUAACUCUAAAGAGAUCCAAAGCGAUGGCUCAAUUCCGUGGCGAGCCGUCUUUCGGUAUCUUCGCGCCAUGGGCGGUUGGGUUUUUUGGCCAUUCCUCGUUCUUGCUUUUGCUGGCCAGCAGUUCGGAGCCAUUGCUACGAAUUGGUGGGUUCGAGUGCUGUGCAAUGCAUACAUUACAGCUCGCCAGCAGACCGGUGCAGCCCCAUCAGAGAGUACCCAAGGCAUCAGCGUCGCAUACUACAGGCUCUUCCUACGUCCGGUGACCUAG
Messenger RNA from Mytilinidion resinicola, 564 nucleotides. RefSeq lists its product as uncharacterized. The transcript has a single exon. The record is from RefSeq and is a predicted model, not a curated record. NCBI's taxonomy places the organism in Eukaryota, Fungi, Ascomycota, Dothideomycetes, Mytilinidiales, Mytilinidiaceae. Bases 1 to 564 code for a protein of 187 amino acids.